Drosophila novamexicana is the source of this 1625-nucleotide messenger RNA. RefSeq names its product 1-acyl-sn-glycerol-3-phosphate acyltransferase delta-like. Gene Ontology annotation, cellular component: endomembrane system. The coding region runs from base 270 to 1436 and encodes 388 amino acids. The transcript is spliced from 4 exons. The record is from RefSeq and is a predicted model, not a curated record. Gene Ontology annotation, molecular function: 1-acylglycerol-3-phosphate O-acyltransferase activity. NCBI's taxonomy places the organism in Eukaryota, Metazoa, Arthropoda, Insecta, Diptera, Drosophilidae.
UCGCCUCGGACGACAACUACGACAAGCGCUUAGGUUCUCGCAAUUGAUAACGGUAAAGGGUGAUUAGUUUAUUAAUCAUCGAUAUCAGCACCGUCAAUGGAACUAGGGCAAACAGUUGGAAAUAUUUCGGCAUUCAGUUGAUCACAGCAGCUGGCUGUGCAAGCAAGGAAGUCGCUUGUUUCCGUGCGCGCGUUUUCUAAGAAAUACCACCCCCUGCCCCCCCCUCCCUCCACCUCUUCCGACCUGUCGCUAGCACAUCUGAUCGUUUCAUGAUGGUCUCGCUAACGGAGCUGAAAAAGCAUACAAUAUGCCAUAUGAUAAUCGCAAUAACAUUCUUCUCCUGCGGCCUGCUCUGCAAUAUCGCCCAAUUUCUGCUGUUGAUCCUGGUGAAGCCCUUUAAUCCCACACUGUUCCGCAAGCUAAUGUAUUAUCCGUGCUAUGCCUUCUACUCCCAGCUGGUUUCGGUCACCGAGUGGUAUGGCGGCGGCCGGGUGCACGUGUACAUGGACAGCGAGGACUUGAAGAUCGCCGGCAAGGAUCACGGUCUGAUGAUCAUGAAUCACACUUACGAAAUUGAUUGGCUGUGCCUGUGGAUGCUGCUCGAAAAAUUGGAAAUUUUGGGCACCGCCAAGGCGUUCGCCAAGAAACCCAUCAGGUAUAUGCCGGUGCUGGGCUGGGCCUGGUGGAUGGCGGAGUUUGUCUUCCUCAAUCGGGACUUUGACAAGGACAAGGAGAUCAUUGCCAAGCAGCUGAGGCUUGUCUACUCGUAUCCCGAUCCCGUUUGGGUAUUGCUCACAGCCGAGGGCACACGCUUCUCGGCCGCCAAGCACGAGGUAUCCGUGAAGUUUGCCCAGGAGAAGGGCAUGACCCCGCUCAAGCAUCAUUUGAUACCGCGUACGAGGGGCUUCACGACCAGCCUGCCCACGCUGCGCGGCAUCUGUCCGGCUAUUUAUGACAUCAAUCUGGUAUUCAAGCGCGACUCAAAGGUGCCCGUGAAUCUGAAUUCCAUAUUGAGCGGCGAGACAGUGGAACCAUAUAUCUUUAUUCGACGCAUCCCGUUGGAGCAAGUGCCCGAGGGCGAGAAAGAGGCCGCUGCCUGGCUGCAGAAUCUGUACAUUGAGAAGGAUCGCAUUGUCGACAGCUUCCAUGAGACGGGCAGUUUCUUCAAGACGUCGGGCAUCAAAGAGGUGCCCUGCACCAUCUACAAUCCGCGCAUCAGCAGCCUCAUCAGCUUCGCCGUGGUAGGCAGCUGCUCCAUGCUGUCGAUCUUGUACUAUUUUGUCGCAUCCUUGCUGGCGGCUAACUGGUCUGGCCUGAUAACCAUUAUGACCAUAUUUGUGAUAUUUUUCCUGCUGCUGAGAAAGGCGAACAACAUGUCAAAGAUCAGCAAAGGUUCCACAUAUGGUGUCGCUGGUGGCAAAUCGAAGACAAAUUAGUUAUCAGUUCAAUAUUCUAUACAAUAGGGAAGUUUACGUUUGAUGAAUUUGCAACUAAAAAAGAGGCGUGUCCGCACCUUAAAGCUUGUUGAUUCUUUGACGGGGAUUAAGGCGAGCUGUACAUAUGUAUAUGCAUAGCGAUUUAACGAUUUUUUUUUAAUGAUUUGAUAAUAAAGAAUGCAAAAUAAA